CUCUCUCUCUCUCUCUCUCUCUCUCUCGGCGUCGCGGCGGCGGCGCGGAGGAUGGUGAUGAUGGGUCUCCGCCGCGCCAUCGGGAUCGGCUCCGCGGCGCUCCGCUCUGCAGCCUACCUCCGCCGCGCCUCACCCUCCUCCUCCUUAUUCGUCCCUCGCCCGCCUGUGCCCUCCCGAACCUUCGCCGCCCCGCCCCAGGUCAAGAGGAACAUCAAGGACGAUGACGACGAUGCCGCAGGCCCAAGGAUCAACAACGACAUCACCUCUCCCUUUGUCCGCCUCGUCACCGACCAAGGUCAUAGUGUUGUCCCCAGGCACGAAGCUCUUCAGCUUGCCUCCAGGAUGGACUUGGACUUGGUUGAGGUCCACAGAAAAUCAGACCCUCCUGUCUGUAAAAUCAUGGAUUUUCACAAAGAGAAGUAUAAGAAAGAUGUUAAGGAAAAAGAACGCCUAAAAACUAAGUCUGCUAUAGUCUUACGUGGUGGGGAGAACAAAGAAGUGCGGUUUAAGGGUAAAACGGAAUUAAAAGAUUUGAAGGUGAAAGCAGAUGGAAUUACAAGAUUAAUGGAGCGAGGUUACAGGGUGAAGUGCAUGGCGAUGCCCUCAGGUAAUGAAGAAGAAGAUUUAGGAGGACCACUAUCUCGGUUGUUAGGACUUAUACAAGAUGUCUGCAUAGUGGAAAGUGGUCCCCAUUUGGACUCGAAGCAUGCCUACGUUAUUGUCAGGCAUGUGAAGUUUGCAACAAAGAAAGCUGGAAAGAAAGCUAGCAAGGCCAUGGAAGAUGCAGGCAAAGGUGCCCGCAAAAAUUCCUCUGAAUUGUCAACUGUUAUGGCCGAUAGUGGAGACGAGACAACUGAGCAUGGAAACAGGCUCAUCUUGGAUGAAAUGGACAAAAAGCCCAGUUCCCUCUCCAGUGAAUUUUCCACGCAGAAAGAUGCAGAGGACAGAGUCUCUAGAAGGGAGUUGAAUUUGUUGAAAUCAAACCUGGGUAACUACCAUGGAAACAUGCAAAAUGUUGAUGCUGGAGGACCCAGAAUUAGCUCUGGUCAGCGGGGAGCACAAACUUCAGAGCGUGGUCUUGGUUCCAAGAAUGUAAAAUCUAAUGUGGAAAAGCAAAAGACUAAUGAAGAUGUGGUACCUGCAGAAACCAACAGAUAUGCCAACCGAAGACAGCAGAUAAGAGGAGAUAACCAAGGUUUGAACCAAGAUAGAUCCCCACAAGGUCAUAGAAGAAAUGAAAAUGAAGUUCACUAUCUGGUCAAUGACAACCAAAGACCUCUGCAACAGCACAGCCAACAAUCACCAAGGUUCAACAAUGGUAGAUUACCACAGGAACCAAGAAGAUAUGAGAGGGGAGGUCAUAUUCCGUUGAAUACGAAACAAGGCCAUUUUCAGCAAAUGAAUCAUCCUGCUGAAUCAGCCGGUAAUGGUGCAGGCAAGCCUACUCCGGCGACCAAGAGUUUUGGAAUUUUCAGUAGUAGAAAACCUGCCACGUCUGAGUUGAGGAAGGCAAAUGGUGCAUCUACCGGUAGGGAUGCUAAUACUGAUGUACCUAAAACCUACGGCAUUUUUAGUACUCCUAGAAGGGAAUCUGGUGAUAAGAGCUCAUGAAGCAAGCAGCAGAUAAACCUACAAACAGCAGUUCUACACCGAAGUUUGUGACGUUUGGCAUUAGCACAAUAAGUCGUAAUGUAAGGAUCAACAUCUGGUGGCAUCGAUUUGUCAUGUUUUAGUUUUUGUUGAUCGUUGCCUGCUAUCGCAUUUUGUGAAUUCUUGACAUUGCUACUUGCUACCUGCCUACCUCCAAGUCUCGAUAGUUGCAUCCACCAUCUUCCUUACAAAUUAUCAUGUCCUUGCUACUCGCUGACUAGAUUCACAAUCCACACCUAUUGGAUAUCAUGCUUUAGUGCUAA
Messenger RNA from Oryza brachyantha (malo sina), 1913 nucleotides. RefSeq names its product translation initiation factor IF3-1, mitochondrial. NCBI's taxonomy places the organism in Eukaryota, Viridiplantae, Streptophyta, Magnoliopsida, Poales, Poaceae. Gene Ontology annotation, biological process: ribosome disassembly; translational initiation. The record is from RefSeq and is a predicted model, not a curated record. The transcript is spliced from 8 exons. Gene Ontology annotation, molecular function: translation initiation factor activity; ribosome binding. The coding region runs from base 52 to 1611 and encodes 519 amino acids.